This is a messenger RNA of Parascedosporium putredinis, 963 nucleotides long. The record is from the annotation of a GenBank genome assembly. Lineage: Eukaryota; Fungi; Ascomycota; Sordariomycetes; Microascales; Microascaceae.
AUGAACCUCAUCAUGAACGCGCCCGCCCAGAAGAAGCACAUGAGUUCGACGUUUGGAGAGAAGCUUCAGCCUUUGGGUUUCGAUCGAUUUAAGACGUGCGAACUCAUGGCCGAACUUCUCCACUGCAGCAACAUGGGGCUGAUGAACGAGGUUGGCUCAGAGGAGCUGAUCGCUGCCCGCGAUAUCGAGCGACAGCGCCUUCGAGGAGAGGGCAAGCUCAUCCCCCGUCGUGAAGACGAGGCCUCGACAUCUGCUGACGAGCUCACCAUGAGGUUCUCUCACAACACCGCCCAUAGCGAUAGCCGACGUCUCGAAGUGACCAACAAUGCCGAAGAUGACGGUUUUGAAGAAGUCGAGCACAGCCGCGAGAUGAACGAGGAUACCUCGCACGAGUUUGUCAAGGCGGAAGAAGAGAUACCACCCCCUGUACCUAUUCCUUCAUUCUUCGACAAGGAUGACGACGAGCUGGUGGACGAGCCCUUGAGCUCUCCCAGGCUUCUAAUCAAGGAUGACGGAGAUAUCGAAAGCCCACAGUUUGAUGACCCUGAUCUUAUUGUGGCUCCACUAUCCCCUCGCAAGAAAACGGCUGAUUCAAUCGACUCUACACCCGCCGUCACCAGCGCCGCGGAGAAGAAGGACAUUACUGAGAAGACGGAAACUGCCGAAUCACAGAACGAGAAGAUUGCACAAGAAGACAAGGUGGAUGCCCGAACUGCUCCCACGAUUGAUACCACUGCUUCGGCCCAAGAUGAUGCUUCUGAUUCUUCUGUUGUGUUGACGCCAGCCACCACCACCGCAAAUGAAUCCCUUCCUGAUCAGGAUUCCCGAGAAGCGCCCACUCCCGAAAUCUCCGAGACCGACGUAACCCCGGCUACAAAGGACGAACCCGAAGCCUCGAACAAGUCUGACGCUCCCGCCAAGCUGGAGGCACCCGAGCCCCGCAAGCUGCAGUUGCUUCUAUAA